Diabrotica balteata is the source of this 1646-nucleotide messenger RNA. Lineage: Eukaryota; Metazoa; Arthropoda; Insecta; Coleoptera; Chrysomelidae. The record is from the annotation of a GenBank genome assembly.
AAACUUCCAAUGGAAGGAAGAUGUCAUUCAAAAAUAACAAAAUCAAAAAUUACUAUUUAGAUAUAUAGUAAUGGCCCAAAACACUGUCCUGAUAUUUAUACCAGAUAGUCUGGACACUAGAUUAUGUGGUUAUUUAUCAGGAACGAAAAGAACAGUCAAAAAUGCUGAAGUUUUCUAUAUAACUAGUGAUAAGCCCUCAAAUAAGGCUUACGACCCUGUAGGGUACAUAGGACUUAUAAAAGAGUGUGAUAACUUAAAGAAAGAUGUUAGUUUAUUUAUAAAUAGUGCAAAUAAGCAAAUAUUCCUAAUGUGUGAGGAAAAAUAUCCAGUGACUCAAAUCAUUUAUGACUUUAAAAGAUUUAAAAACUCUGACAUCCUGUAUCACAACGCAGAAAACUACGGAGAGCAUUUUAAGAGUCUGAGUAUAGACUUACGGAAACAUGCUCACUCAAUAUCAGAAAAUGGAAGACAUUUUUUAACAAUCAUUUUAUUGAAAGUUAUUUUACUACUGAAUAUAUGUCUUAACUUUCUCUCAAGACUGAAUUUGAUAGUACAAAAGUCUUCAACUUUUACACAUUUCGAAGAGACCUUGAAGACUAUGAAAUGGUUUCUGAGCACAGCUGCAGACCAAAAAGUGGUAACUCCGAAAAUGGGGAAUGUUAUUAUUGCCAAAUCAAUAGAUAUUUUCAUAGGAGUUUUUCUUACGAGUUAUGUCAUGCAGUAUGAGGAUCAGAUAUUUUUGUUGGUCUACAACACCUUUGAGGGUAUUGUUUCUAGCCUGAAAGGCCUCCUACUGUACCUUAUGGGAUCCCCGAUAGGCCUCAAACUCAACUAUGGCUUUAACAACUUUUUAGGCCAGUUCUUUUUGUACCACAUUUCUUUAUGGAGGAUAUUUUUACAAGGAGCUUACCCCAUCUUUGUUAGUAACUUUAAAUACUUUAUGCUACCAGGAGCUUUGGGGUUUUCAUACCAGAUAGCCAUGAUUUCUGACGUUAUAGCCAUUGCUACUUUUCAUAGUUACUGCAUAUAUGUUAAUGCUGCUAGGAUCUUUAAUUUACAGUUAAAAUGUUUAUCAUCGUUAUGGAGGGUGGUGAUUGGAAGGAAAUUCAAUCCUUUGCGUAAUAGAGUUGAUUCAUGUCAAUAUUCUCACAAUCAGUUGUUUAUUGGAACAUUAUCUUUUACAAUUUUAUUGUUUUUGCUGCCCACUACUGCUAUGUACUAUGUAGUAUUUUCCAUAUUUCGCCUUGUUACAUUAUUUAUAGAUCGAUUAUUGUUGGGAAUCAGAAAUGCACUUUAUAAUAUACCUGUAUAUUCCAUAUUUUUAUGGAUACUAAAUACUUCAUCUGUCGCAGGCAACAUCCAUAUUACCUGGAAAAGUUAUGACGAAGAAGGAAACGUAACGAUAGAAGCAAAAUUAGAAAAACUACCUUUCAUAACGAGUAUUGUAAAAUUUGCACCUGAUUCUGUUAGUACUAUGACGAACCAAAGAACCUUGAGAGACAUUUUUCACGGUACAAUAACCGGAACAGUAUUAUAGUAAUAAAUACAGAAUUGGGGAUAUUUGUAAUUCUAAUGAAACUUAUAAGCAAAGUACCUGCAGUUUUAGGUAGACAGGAUACAAAGCAGAAAGAACUGAAAUUUUGUAA